CAAUCCUUGAUGGGAAGACAGAGGCUGACGAGAGAAUUGGUCAAUUGUGGACGGUCUUGGGACGUCACAAGCAUCAUCUUUGCUAAUUACACUACUCGACACUAGAGACAGGCAUUUGCAGGGUCGCCAUGCAACCUAAGGGGUGACAGACUGGCAGGUGUCCACGAGGUAAUCAGACAUGCAUCCUCAGUAGUACAUAUUACCACUGUGUGCGCAUGUAUUCCCGCCUCACCCAUCUUUUCGAUCGACCCAGUUGACCGGUAGCCACUCAUUUGUUUCCUUCCUUCCAUCUUACCCGUCACUCGUUAAUCGUCACUCGUUACUCAUCUCUCCGCACUCGUCAUUGCGGGUAGUGAUCGCCAUGUUGUCAUUGCAGAUCCUCAGCCUCCUGGCCGCCUCGUCAAUCGUGACAGCGGCCAAGGCUCCCCAGUUCCUCUUCAAGGAUGUAGUUGUUGUUGGUGGAGGUGCAUCCGGCUCCCACGCUGCCCUCCGUCUCCGGGAGGAUUUCGGCAAGAGCGUCGCACUCAUUGAGAAGCAAGCCAUUCUCGGUGGCCACGUUGAUACUUUCGUCGACGAGAACACCGGAACCAAGUACGACUAUGGUGUCCAGAACUUCAUUGACUAUGGCAAUGCGAAGGAAAUCUUCCAGCGCCUGGGCAUCCAGACCGCCGCGCCAGGGCGUACUGCAACCACGACCACUUAUGUCGACUUCACGACGGGCAGGGAACUCAACUUCACUGCCCCGGACAUUACGCUCCAGAUGGCUGCGCUCGACAAGUACCGUGUGCUGGCCGAGCAGUGGGAGGACAUCCUGCUGCCAGGCUACUUCGACUUCCCGGAGCCAGCAAACAUCCCCUCGGAUCUUCUCCUGCCCUUCGGCGAGUUUGUCAAGAAGCACGGCAUCGAGGCCGCCGUUCCCUUCGUCUACAAGACCACCGGACUGGGCGUCGGCGACGUCUCGACGCAGCUGACCAUCUACGUCAUGCAGGCCUUCGGCGCGCCCAUGGCCCGGAGUCUCCUCGGCCUGCAGGACAGCAUCGUCCCGGCGUCGGGCCGCAACCAGGACGUCUAUGAUGCCUUCGCGGAUGCCCUCGGCGACGACGUGCUGUUCUCGAGCACCAUCAUCGACUCGAAGCGCACCGACUACGGCGUUUUCGUUGUCGUCAAGAACAACAAGACCGGCGACAUCACCCUCAUCACGGCCCGCGCCCUGCUCGUGGCCAUCGAGCCGACAGCCGGCAACACGGAGCCGCUCGACCUCGACGAGACGGAGAGCGCCGUCUUUUCCAAGUUCGACUACACGCGCAUCUACGCCGGCAUCGUGGCCAGCUCGUCCCUCCCCGUCGGCUUCUCGCUGUUCAACCUGCCCGCGGCCGCCGAGCCCGACAACCUGCUGGCCUACCCCAGCAGGCCUUUCACGGCCCGCUUCGACUACCUCGGCGCCGACAAGUUCUUCCGCGUCAUGGUCAUCGGCGAUGAGGACUCGACCUCGUGCAAGGCUAUGGAGCUCGCGCAGCGCGACUACCGCACCCUCAUCGAAGCCGGCCAGGCCGCCCCCGGCGACGGGAACCUCGGCUGGGUCGCUUUCGAGGACCACGGUGCCAUGCACCUGCGCGUGUCUGCCGAUGACCUCAAGGCCGGCUUCGUCCAGGACCAGUACGCCCUCCAGGGCCGCCGGGCCACCUGGUACACCGGUGCCGCCUUCUCGGUGCAAUUCCAGACUCACCUCUGGGGCUACAACGACAUCCUUCUGCCCAAGCUCGUCGCCUCUUUGGAGUCGUAAGGGCCUCUUGGCAUGGGGCUGGUUGUUCGGAGGAGCAAAAUAGUAGAGAAAACGGAACAGGCAACUGUGUCGUUGGUGCUCCUAGUAAUGUUGGAGUUUAAUUUGGCCGUACUAGCCCUGUAUCUGAAUCUUCAUCGAUAGACCAUAAACCUAUAGACUCUGAAUAGUGGCAAGCUUGCA
Molecule: messenger RNA, 1963 nt
Organism: Phialemonium atrogriseum
Lineage: Eukaryota; Fungi; Ascomycota; Sordariomycetes; Cephalothecales; Cephalothecaceae
Exons: 2
Coding region: 362-1783 (473 amino acids)
Molecular function (GO): oxidoreductase activity
Source: RefSeq, a predicted model, not a curated record